Molecule: messenger RNA, 850 nt
Organism: Corticium candelabrum
Lineage: Eukaryota; Metazoa; Porifera; Homoscleromorpha; Homosclerophorida; Plakinidae
Product: MOB kinase activator 2-like
Exons: 5
Coding region: 100-753 (217 amino acids)
Biological process (GO): positive regulation of protein phosphorylation; signal transduction
Cellular component (GO): cytoplasm; nucleus
Molecular function (GO): protein kinase activator activity
Source: RefSeq, a predicted model, not a curated record
UUUGUAUGACGUCAGGAAGCCCGGAUAACACCCAACUUGUUGAGUAUUCAGUUUGUCCGCCGACUGUUUGUUGAUUCAAGCGUUUGUACUUACACAAAAAUGGACUGGCUGAUGGGGAAGGGAAAGAAGAAGGCAAGCACUUCAGAGGAAAAGAAGCUUUACAUGGAAGCGAAGUAUUUUGAGAACGGGAUCAUAGAAGGAGACCUUCACAGUAUGUUGACGUUACAUCCGGGUACUGACCAGAAUGAAUGGAUGGCAGCUCAGACGUUGUCGUUUUUUAAUCAUUUUAAUUUGCUGUAUGGAGCAAUUUCGGAGCUUUGCACUACGACGUCGUGCCCUGUGAUGUCUGCAGGAUCGUUGCAGUAUCAUUGGCAAGACGAAGCAAAAGGCAAGAAAUCCAAACUCUCUGCACCUCAAUAUGUUGAUCUUGUGAUGACAACAUGUCAGAAGAUGCUUCAAGAUGACAGUCUCUUUCCAACAAAAUUUGGGCAAACAUUUCCUCCCAAUUUCAUCUCUCUCGUCCGGAAAGUCUUUCGUUUGAUUUUCCAUGUGGCUGCUCACGUGUAUCACCAUCACUAUAGUGACAUUAUCCAGUUGGAAUUGUACAGACACUGGAACAGUCUCUUCACUCACUUCAUUUAUUUCUCGUUGAAAUUUGACCUUCUGGACCAGAAGGAACUGACGCCGCUUGCAAGUCUUGUUGAGUUUAUAUCAACUAAAGAUGGUACGAGGACAGAAUCAGUGCCGUCUUAGAUUGUCAAUUAAGAUUGUUUGCGUAGCAUAUUGUCUAUAUUAUGGACUAUAUGGAUCUAUGAUCUGUAGGAACAAACAUUUUAUACAAUCUCUCAAA